This is a messenger RNA of Saxophila tyrrhenica, 2496 nucleotides long. RefSeq lists its product as uncharacterized. NCBI's taxonomy places the organism in Eukaryota, Fungi, Ascomycota, Dothideomycetes, Mycosphaerellales, Extremaceae. The record is from RefSeq and is a predicted model, not a curated record. The coding region runs from base 1 to 2496 and encodes 831 amino acids. The transcript has a single exon.
AUGAUCCGGACCCAUAAACCACGGGGCCACUUCUGGACAAACGCUUCUGCUUUCCAGCAAUCAGAGGACUUUAGGGAAAUCAGCUUCGAAGAGUGCACGCCGCCGCCCACGCGGACGUACUUUCCAGGCCCUGAGGAAAAGCUAUCUGCGACAGAGCGAAGCGCCAAACGGAGGCGCAUCGAGCAAUUGGCAGAUGGCUUCUUGAAUGGGGAGCCAUUGUAUAUCACAUCUGCACGACCGUGCCCGGAAGCCCAAAGGCGGACGAUUGUCUGGAACAAGAAGAGCUCGAAUGAGCCAAAAUUUGUUCUUCCGGAGGUGGACCAUUUAGGGGAUGCUGCGGGUCUGUGGGAGGAUGUGGAGGAUGAGCUCGAGAUCUUGCGACGGGCUGCUCAGGCGGGAGCGAAGGCUGAGCAUGAAGUAUCGGAUGCCGCCGAAGACCACGGUGUGAUCGAGGAACAGGCAUCUGCCAGCUGUGGCAAAAGCAAGCGCUUGCGGCCUGCCUAUGUGUCAGCUGGCCCCAGCGAAGAGGCUCUCAGGAUUGCGGCUGCGCUUCGCCUUCGCAAAACACGACAAUUGCAAGACACGAUACAGAGCGACCCAGUGUAUGGAGACCAUCAUUUUGCUCAUCAGAAGAACGGUGCGCCACCAGCCAGCCAUUCUUUACGGCAAACCCCUGAGCCUAGCGAGCAGCGGUCUGUCUGGCUGUCACGAAGGAUGUCCAACGUCCCACUAGCCGAGCUCGGCGACGAGAGCCUGGAUGAGCUUCGCCUGUCGAGGAUAGAUACCCCGUCAAGGCAACUACGAAAGCUCCAGCAGGCUGCGGACUCGUCCCCACGAACGCACGGGAUGAUGCUUAGGAAGCACACGUCUCCGAGGUCAGAUCACAGCACGCCUGCUGAGGUAACGACUAUCCAAGAGACAGUGACACCCGUAUCUGCGGGCCGUUCGAGGCAUUCCCUCCGGACCGUGCCUCGUUCGAGUCGUGGUAGUGCAGUUGGAGAUGACCACGGCGUCGCUCAUGACUCUACAAGGAAUGCACAAGCCUCGUCGGAACCUACGAGUACGGAUCAUGUGGACUCUUCUGGAUCUGCAGACCGGGGCUCGACAAGAGAAAGUGGCCAAUGCGAGACACAAGAACUACCGACCCAUAGGCCUCUGGUCACACCUAUGCAACCCUCUCUUCCAGACCGAACAACCGGCCCGCACCACUACAGCCCUCGUGUGUAUGCAGGCAAAGAAGCAGCGCAGAAUGGGUCUACACCUUUCGUGUUCCGCAAGCGAGGGUCCGGCAUCGACACUGGGCCAGCGGAGGGACGUGGGCAUGAGAACAGCGUACGAUUCUCGAGCCUCAAUACUACGACUAAGGAUGGCGAAUCCGACGAAGACUCUCCCAGAGACCCAGCUGUUGUGGUCCUCAGGAGACCCAUGAAGUUUCUAUCUCAACCGGCGUCCUUGCCGAGAAAGGCGCCUCCUAAAAGCAUCUCUGGGUUAUCGACGGCCGAGACACCUCGAUGCACUAGCGAGCCGCCAACGACGUUACAGACAGCAGACACGCCAUCACCUGCGGAAGUAUACAACACGACUAAGAGUCGUCUUGCUGGUCUGUCGCAGUUCUGGCCGGGAACCCAAGUGCUUCUCAACCAAGCUCAACAAGACUUCUUCGAUUUGCCGGAGAAGCAAGUCAUUGUUGAAGAAGACGAUCCACCAUCCACACGAGCAGACGAAACAUCAGCGCAUGCUAUAUCAAGACCGCCGCUAAAGCAACUAUCCCAGGAACCAAUGCAAAGCACUCAAGCCAUGCUCGCUGCGUUCGAAGGCUUCUCCACCAUCAAGAAGCCAAGAGGUAACCGCGUGCAGUCACCUAUACUUACUCCGACAGUCUUGCGAAAGGCGAUGCAGCGUGAUAAGGACAAAAGGUCGCUCACAUUUUCCAUGGAGGAGCCAAAUGGCACAUCGACAUAUGGCAAGCCACAACGACCAGAAAGCUGUCUCCGCCAUUCGAUUACGUCAACAGACACGCUGACAAGACCAGAUCGCUCCGCAACGUUCUCGGAGAAGAUGGAAUCGAGUCUUCGCCUGACAGCAGGUAUAUCAAGUACCGAGCUUGACACCCCAGCGUCGAUGCCGUUGGCUAGGAGUAGCCUCGAGUCAUUGGUGAUACCUUCUCCCACUGCCAAGGCAACCUCGCAGCCAUUACCGACAGCACACGAGCGCAGCAGCUUUCCUUCCUUCGGUGAGUCCACUACGGACGAGUCACUGCCGACGAAUCCACUUGAUGCUCGGAGACGUCCUGCUGCUACGGUGGCGUCUCAAAGCUUCGUCUCCGAGGUCGAGCGGGAAAUCUGUGGUAACGAUAGCUUUGAAGAGAUGUCGAGCUAUCAAGCCGCGCAGCGGGAAGCGUCGAUGACUGAGAGUCAACUAGGGAGGACCAUCGAUGAAUUGGACUUGGAUGUGCUGAGUAUGGGGGAGAUGGAUGGGGUGUUGAGUCAGGGGUGA